Molecule: messenger RNA, 3193 nt
Organism: Pocillopora meandrina
Lineage: Eukaryota; Metazoa; Cnidaria; Anthozoa; Scleractinia; Pocilloporidae
Source: the annotation of a GenBank genome assembly
CAUUGCAGGACGUGAGGAUGUGAUUGUCCAAUGCGGUGCUUUCUCUCUCUCUAAAAACCCCCUUGGACUUAAAUGCACUCCAGACCGAGUGAUGGUCAAGAUAAGUAGCUAAAAGCCAGAAAUUAUCGACACAUCAGAAGAUCCACAGGAUUCGUCACAGUGCACUUGCAACAAAACAUAACUGCAGUUCCUCUAUUUUGACGUCGGUAUAUUUGUGGUGAAAUUUAUCACGAAUAUGCUUCAGACGAACCACGGAAUGAGUAUUCCUGCGCUGGUUCCGCCGCGAUUUGAAGAGCCAAACUACGGGAUGAACACAAGUUCUCCAAGGCCACCACCGUUCUCGAUGUGUCAACCCCAUGCGUCCAACUCACUCGUUCCGUCUGCGCGAGUCUUGCAAGAGGUCCUGUACUCUAACGAGAUGAAUUACCCCAGUUAUAUGCCUGAUAUGCCCAACAACCAAAGCUUGCCUCUUCCAUGGAUGUCUUCUUGGCAUCAGAGACAGAAUCUGCCAUACCUCGGUCACCCUCGCCCAGGUAAAAGCAUCGUUGUGCUUUUCUACUUGAUUACGAACGAGCGCGUGUUAAGAAAACCUGUUUUGAGUUGAUCAAACGCACUGCUCAGAGAGACAUCCUGGUUUCAUUUGACGCGCUUUAAAAACUUAUCAAUUCAUUUGAACUCGAAAUGCUCGUUAAUAGUUGUCGUAGUUUUCAUUUAUGUGUUUAUAAAACUUCUUUGAGUAUUUGCAUAGCCUUUGCAGUAUGUUUGUUUAUUUUCGAUUCACACUUAGGGACACCCUAAGUCAAACACUGCUGGUGUAAAUUAGCCGUUAGAAAUGGCACGCGCAGUGUAACCUACAAUUUGAGCGCAAAUUUCACUAGCCACAUUAGCACUCGCAAACAAUUCGGCUGUCGCAGCUAUCUUGCAAUCGUAAAACAGCAAAAGGAUUCGUUUAACCUCCAAUAAACCCCGCUAUUGAUGUAUACGUUAGAGAGCGGUUGGCGACGCAGGCGACAAGACAACCGUAAACUAGCGUCAAACAGGAAUUGUUAGAUGGAAUAUUUAAACAGUGAUAGCCGGCUGUGGAAUCUCGCCAGCGUGCGCAAGAAUUGUAUCGUUCAAAACUGAUUGACAACUUCAUCAAAGUAGCAAGCGUUCGAACUGAGCAAUUAUCGUGAAAAGGAAUGAAAUGAAGUCACUUUGCGGUCCUUCAAAAUACUAUUAAGCUGAGAAGAUCGAAAACUAAACUAUACUUUGAGAGUCGUCAUCGAAAACCGCGCAGCGCGCUGUGAGUUUAGGAUCGGGUUUUAUCAGGUUAUCGGGCACGAAAUCUUUGGUCUGUAUUUCUUAAUUCCAAGGGAUAUCUUUUUCCUCACCAAUUAUACGGCUCACUUACAAUUUCAUAAAUUGAGCAAGUUUACAAAAUAAGACACAGGUUAACUUGCCGCCCGUCUGGGUCUCAAUAAGAUCAGCUUUUGUGAGGGGUUUUCAGCGCGACUUUAGAAAUAGCCCAGCAUUUAUCUCCCCUUUAAAUGAAUUCCUUUUUAUUUUAAUAACCAAGGUCAGUUAUUACCAUGAAUGCACUCUGUGAUUAAUUUGCUUGGCAGUAAAACAAAGAAAAUAAAUGUUUAGUUUUAUCGACGUCAUAUCAAUCUUCUAUGCGAUUUGAACUUUGUUAAUGUGGGAGUUUUGCAGUUUCAUUAAUCCGCCCUCUCAAAACUCAGCUAUUAAUAAAAUUGUUCAACAAUUCCUGACCGGAAAAGGUAAAUAAACAACUUGUUUCCGGGCUUGAGAUAAAACAGCUCUUGAGUUUAGAGUGCCAAAAGAAAAUAUACGCAGAAAUCACGAGGAACGUGCUCCACAAACCAACUUGAAUUUCAUUUCAGGGGAAUUUUAAUGGUUACGCAACGCAAACUGAAAAAAAGAAUGCAUUCAACGAAAACUCUGAAACACUAUCUCUUUCAACAAGCGUAUUUUUCUUUUUUUUUUUUUUUUUCGACAGGAGACUUUUACCCUUAUCCUGAAUAUGGUGACAUGGAUGAAUCAGGCAUGUAUCCCCCAAAGAAGAAACGGGCACGAACAACCUUCUCGGCAGAGCAACUCAAGCGAUUAGAGAAACGCUUCGUAGGUAAUCACUACAUCGUCGGAGAAGAACGACAGAGAAUCGCCAAAGAAUUGGACCUGUCCGAAGCGCAGGUCAAGGUUUGGUUCCAGAAUCGAAGGAUAAAAUUCAAGAGAGACGAAGAACUCGAAAAGCUUGGGAAAAGCAAAAAGCGUAAAGGGGAACAUCAUGUGCGAAAAUGGCAACUAACAACACGGCAUUUUGGACCCGAAACGGACACGCUAUUCCACAGCGAUUACGAUAAUACCUCUAGAAAGCAUAAUUAGACUCAAUUUGUUCUUUAGAGCACUUUACAAGAUAAGCAGAAACGCGCUGAAGGCUCGAAGGAAAAUUAAUUUAAUACCAAAGAGGUUGGUACCGCCGCGCUAAUGUCUUUUCCAUCCAUUCGGAACACUGACCACUAGCUGCGAAACUCCAAAUUUUGUGAGCAUAUUGCUUCAUGGCGAAUUGAAGUACACUACUUCCUCUCUCUCUCUUGUAAAUAUUUUGUUAGUGUUAAAUAGAAGAGUUUAUAGGACACGAAAUCAACUAUUAGAAGCUAUAAAGGCCGAUUAGAUGACUCACGCUCCGGAACAUCUGUAACAACUUUCGUAAUGACCGUAUAGGCCUCUAAUGUUUUCAAGAAAUGUCAAAGUCUUUGGAGUUAUUAACGGCUUUUUAAGGUGAACAGAUUAACACUGGUUUCGCUGAUGCGAUAGUCUCUACAAACAGCUUUUACUCCGUAUGAACUUCCCGGAUAAUAUGCCCUAAUGAUAACUAAUUAUAUCGUUCAAUAAAUGUCCGUAUCACCGGCUAGUGGAGGCAAUGGAACAACAACAAAUGUAAUCUGUCAUAGGUGCUUUUCCUCAAGUGGCCUUAAAAGCUUGGUAAAUCUGUGCUUAUGUUCCAAUUGUACAUAUUUCAAAAGUAUUCUGUAGUUAGAUUCAAUACCAAAAACAUUUAUGCGUUUACCGCAGCUUUGCGCGCGGGAAAAGCUUCUCAAGAGUCAUUGGAUUUGCGUGAUCUCGGUUUAACCGCAAUUUCCAUGUUAUUUAUAACAUACAUGUUUAUUCCACAAAUAAAGAAGUUUACAAG